AUGGUGUUAGGGGAUGAAGGGCGGGGGCGGGCGCUGCAGGCGGCGCUGGCGGCCUGCCUGCUGGUGGGCGCGCUCAGCCCUGAGCCCCUGGAGCCUUGCGCGCGCAGCCCACUCUGCUCGUGCCGCGCCGCGCACAUGUCCUGCAUCGCCGUCCCACUUCACAGGUUUCCAGAAUGGCCCCGAAUAGAGCUGCAACACCUGGACAUAAGCAUGUCAAAUUUAGAAAUAAUUGCAGAAAGCGCCUUAGAUGGUUUACAUUUACAGACAUUAGUACUUGUAGCAAACCGAUUGCAUCAUAUUGAAUCUCAUGCCUUUAGUUCGAUGGCUAAUUCACUUGCAUCACUUGAUCUCGGAUACAACGAUUUCACAGAGGUACCUCAUCAAGGUCUAAAAGACUUAAAAGUUUUAAACUGGUUAAAUUUGCAAAACAAUAAUAUAGCACACAUCGGAUCUGAUUUAAAAUGGUAUCAUUUAGAGGAUACACUAACAAGCCUCUCGUUAAGCAACAAUCAAAUUACAGAAUUAAAUGAAAAAUCAAUCACAAGUCUCAAUCACUUGCUACAAUUAGAUUUGGAAGGAAACUUUUUAAGAACGAUCGAUUCAAACUCACUUCCAUCUUCGUUAACUGUCCUAAAGCUGUCGAAUAACUUUUUAAAAAGCCUUCCCUGUGAUUUAAUACAUAAUGUUCCUAGAUUACAAUCAUUACACAUGCGGCAUAAUAUGAUUAAUUUUAAAAUAAACUCGAGUUGUAUUAAUAAUAAAACUAAAAAAAUUGAAAAGGUAGAUUUAAGUAAUAAUAAGAUAAGCGAUAACACUGAUUUCCUUUUCCUCAAGGAAUUUCAAAUUAGGCAAAUUAUUCUCGAUCUAAACGAAUUAACUCUCGUACCAAAAUUAUUAGUUACGAAUAAUCGUAUUGAGCGAUUAUCAAUAUCUUACAAUAAUCUUCGUGCUAUUUAUCAUGAUAUAUUUUUAGGUCUGAAAAAUUCUUUAGAACAUUUAGAAGUGGAACACAAUAAAUUGUCUUACUUACCGGACAGUUUGGCGCAGGUCGUACGACUUCGACAUUUAUCUUUAGCAUAUAAUCAAUUUGAGGUGUCCCCCUUACUCCCGAGCCGUAUACAAACACUUUCCUUCGCCGGAAACUUUUUAACUACAAUACCAUCUACGCUUCAUAACAUCGAGGCAGGUUCGAUUCGUUAUUUAGAUUUAAGCUACAACCGCAUAUCUUCUUUAAAUACUAACGAAUUUCGAGAAUGGUCCACAUCUUUAUCAACUAUUAUUUUAAAAGGUAAUAGAAUUGCUCAAAUCUCUAACAACGUCUUCCCGGCGCAGAUGCCAGUGAAAGAGAUUAAUCUCAGUUUCAACGACUUAUACUACAUACAUCCUGAGUGCUUCUCUAAUUUAACAGGUUCCUUGAAUAUCCUCGAAUCCUCCUCGACCCUCUUUAGUGGACAUUUUCCUUUUGACUUUGAUGAAGGUUUAGAAAAACUUAGUUGGUUAUCGUUUGAUAAUAAUGAUUUUUAUAUUGUAAAAUUACUCGAUAUGGUCGCGUUACCUGAAUUAAAAUAUUUAAAUUUAGAUAAUAAUAGAUUAAUAGAUAUAAUUUUAGACGAUUCUUAUAAUAUUUCGCUGGCUAUAGCUAAUCUUAGAUUGUCAUACAACUUUUUGAGUUACGUACAUAAUUCGACGUUUAACUUUAUGCCGGAUUUGAGGAAUUUAGAUUUAUCUUAUAACCGAAUUAACAACUUAACUAAAAACUCUUUUUAUAACUUAAGCAAUUUGAGAUAUUUAUCUCUUGCUAAUAAUAUAAUUAGUAGCGUAGAGGAGCACACUUUUGUUAACUUGCCUAAAUUGGAAGUGUUAGAAUUACAAAGUAACAAUUUCACGUAUUUCUCGCUAAGCUCGUUAAAGAAUGUUUCAGAUGUACAUAUAACUUUUACAUUAAAUAUUAGCCAUAAUCAAAUUAAAACUUUAAAAGGUUAUUCAUUUACUCCUAUUAGUAUUUUAGACGGCUCUUACAACGGCCUAACUGAGGUGCCAAAUAACUUUUUUUCUUCCACGGAAUCUUCCAUUAGACAAAUAAUUUUAUCGCAUAAUAAAAUUACACAUAUUCCGAACGAUGUUUUUGGAGAGUCCUUGUUUUUGGAAAUAUUAGAUGUACAUAAAAAUAAGAUAAAUGUCAUCAAACGUAAAGCUUUCACUCGGCUCAAGUCUUUACAAAUUUUAGAUUUUUCUUUUAACGGCGUCACCCAACUAUCGGUGGAACAGUUUUGUAAUUUAAGUAAAUUGAAAUAUUUAAAAAUGGACCACAAUAAUUUAAGAUUGCUACCUAGGGACGUGUUUAAAAACACGAGAAUAGAACAUUUGGAUAUUAGUUAUAAUGAAAUUUCACUGUUUCCUGUAACGGCUUUGUCGCAAGUUGGUUUCACUCUGCGAUAUCUUGAUUUAUCGCAUAAUCGAAUAGAAUACCUUGAUAAUAACAUAUUCCGAAAUACUCAGUUUCUGUUGAGCCUCAAUUUACGGAAUAAUUUAUUGACUGUAUUAUCCGAUAAUACAUUUUCUAGCCUGGGUGGCUUGCGUCGGUUAGACCUUGGUGGUAACGUAAUAAAGGCUAAUUUCAAAGAGCUGUUCCACAAUCUUCCAAACUUAAGAUAUUUAAAUCUCGCCAACGUAAGUUUAAAGUCUGUGCCUUAUCUUCCGCUGGCAAACUUGACUACUCUUAAUCUAACAUCAAAUUAUAUUUCCAGUUUCAAAGAGACUGAUGUAAAACGCCUUGUGAGCCUUCGACACUUGGACGUUAGUCACAAUCGUCUUAAUUUUCUUGUGCCAAAUAUGUGGUAUCAUUUAAAGAAUUUAAAUGUACUAGAUAUAUCUUACAAUCCUAUUGAGAAAAUUACUAUAAAUAGUUUUAAGUGGUUAAGUAACUUAUCGUACUUAAAUAUAAUUGGGCUCAAUAACUUAGAUGUAAUCGAUGUAGAAUCCUUCCGUCCUUUGAUAUCUCUACGAUCUAUACAACUUGAGACCUUGUCGCCAAUUAACCUUUCCAACUUUUACAUAUCUAACUUAACAAAUUCAUUACCAUCAUUAACUAAGUUAAUUAUUCACUGGACUGAUGAAAAUAUGGAUAAACAAUUACAUGGAAUCGACGCACGUAAUAUACGAUACAUAGAAAUAAAAGGAGAACGCUUAAAAAAUAUAUCUGACGACGCGUUUCAAUCCUUUGCAUCGAAUCAUGAAAUCUUUAUUAAGAUAACUGAAACGUCGAUAACAACAUUACCAAAUAAAUUCAUGAAACAUCUUGGCCUCGUUCCACAACUGGGGAUUGACCUCAGUUAUAAUAAAAUUGAAAAUCUUAAUCCGGCCAUAUUCUAUCCGAACUUCACGAGUUGGAGUCACGUCGCUACCAAACUAUUAUCAGGUGGUCUGAUCCUGACGGGCAAUCCAUUACGCUGCGAAUGCGAACUGAACUGGCUGGGAGCUUGGCUACGGCGAUGGUUUCAAGAGAACGAGGCCGGAACAGAACUACGUAGAGCUGUUAGAGAUGCAUUCUGUAUCGACAAAAACAACCGUAGAGUACCUCUAGUACAGCUGAGAGCAGAUGAGGCCGAAUGCCACGCUAGCGCCCUCUCCAGUGAUGCCCAACCAAACUACACUAAUAUCUUAUACAUGGUUAUAAUAACCCUUUGUACACUCGCAUUAAGAUGAUAAAUAAUAAGGAAUUAAUUAGCCUAAUAUUGUACAUAUUGUCUUAUUGUAUUUUACAUGCUAAGUUUUGUUACCGAGAUUGUUUAACGCUUCAACA
Messenger RNA from Papilio xuthus (Asian swallowtail), 3802 nucleotides. RefSeq names its product chaoptin. Bases 1 to 3705 code for a protein of 1234 amino acids. The transcript is spliced from 5 exons. Gene Ontology annotation, molecular function: protein binding. The record is from RefSeq and is a predicted model, not a curated record. Lineage: Eukaryota; Metazoa; Arthropoda; Insecta; Lepidoptera; Papilionidae.